AUGUACAGAAAAGAUCCAACCACGAUUCCUCAAUAUAAGCAACGUUCCAUUAAACAGCGGGCAUCACCAGAACGUAUCAGUGAAGCGGAUUCACCUGGUGUACCAACGCCACGUAUCAGUGAAGCGGAUUCACCUGGUGUUACGCAAGAGGUGAGUAUCAAUGUAUCGUUCGUGAAAAAACCGGUAGAUGAACACGGCAUCGAAGUGGUGGAUAUCGCCGAGCUUAACGACAAGGAAAAGGAAGAGGACGACGUGUUUUUGUCGGACAAUGACGACAAUAACCUUGAAAGCUUCCUAGUCGAAGAGAGCUCUCAAACUGACCCGAUGACGCAUAACAAGGACACUGAAGAUGGCUCCGCACAAACCAGCGACGCUCAGAUAAGCAUUCACGAAGUUCAGACCAUCAAAGGAGGUCCUGAUAUCACUGAAAACGUUGCCACACAGACCUACAACCAGCCGUCCACGGACAGUUCUGCUCAAACCAAUGAAUUGCUAACACGUAGCAAUGAAGUCCAGGACCACUCUACGCAGACUAGCAAGCAGUCGAUACAUGAUGUUGAGGCUCAGUCUGUUGUUUCUACUGUACAACCUGCCAUUGCAUAUGAAGUACUGCAGUUGUCCCGAGAAUCCAUCAUAUUCAGACUAUCGACCAACCUCCCAAGAUCAUUAGCAGCGCUAAUACACAAAACAGACGACCACUUGCCGUCUACGAGUCGAAAACUUUACUUUCAGAACAGUUCUUCACAAACCGACGAGCAGCCGACGCGCAGUGAUGAAGUGCAGACAGAGGAAGAUAGCUCUCGAGUGAUGAUGAGUGUAGAGACAGAAAUUGAUGUCGAUCUCAUGUCACCGGUGAGCAUUCCUUGA
Molecule: messenger RNA, 867 nt
Organism: Cooperia oncophora
Lineage: Eukaryota; Metazoa; Nematoda; Chromadorea; Rhabditida; Trichostrongylidae
Source: the annotation of a GenBank genome assembly